Molecule: messenger RNA, 1528 nt
Organism: Raphanus sativus (radish)
Lineage: Eukaryota; Viridiplantae; Streptophyta; Magnoliopsida; Brassicales; Brassicaceae
Product: S-adenosylmethionine decarboxylase proenzyme 4-like
Exons: 1
Coding region: 146-1195 (349 amino acids)
Biological process (GO): spermine biosynthetic process; spermidine biosynthetic process
Cellular component (GO): cytosol
Molecular function (GO): adenosylmethionine decarboxylase activity
Source: RefSeq, a predicted model, not a curated record
CUCUAUCCUUCCAGAACAUCUCCUUAUAUAAGUACCACUUCGCCUCCACUAGUCACCACUACCUCUCUCUACACACAAACACAAAACACACACAUUUCCUCUGCUCUGUUCUGUUUCAUUCCCACAUCUCCUUCUGACCUUUGCAAUGGCAGUGUCUGGGUUCGAGGGUUUCGAGAAAAGACUCGAACUCCGAUUCUUCAACGACAACACAACCACCACCUCAACAACCAACAAAAGCCCAAUGGGCCUCCGUCUCAUCGACUUCGAAUCUCUAGACCAAGUCUUAACCCAAGUUCAGUGCACGGUGGUCUCCGCCGUAGCCAACCACAGCUUCGACGCUUACGUCCUCUCCGAGUCGAGCCUCUUCGUCUACCCAACCAAAAUCAUCAUCAAAACAUGCGGCACCACCCAACUCCUCAAAUCAAUCCGACCUUUCAUCCACCUCGCGCGUACCCUCAACCUCACCUUACGCGCGUGUAGAUACUCACGCGGCAGCUUCAUCUUUCCCAAGUCACAGCCUUUCCCUCACACCUCAUUCGAAGACGAAGUCGUCAUCGUCGAAGACUCCCUCCCGAAAUCUCUCCGUCACCGUAAAGCCUUCGUCAUGACGCCGUCUAAUAACCCCUCGCGUGCUUGGCACGUGUUUACAGCCAGCGCUGACGUGGAGCCCGACGAGCCACUCGUGGUCGUCGAGGUCUGCAUGACGGAGCUUGACCCAGUCAACGCCCUGAGCUUCUUCAGACGGAAAGGUGAUGAGAAUAAUGAUUCUGCAGGGAAAGAGAUGACGCGGCUGAGCGGUAUCGACGCGAUAAACGAAAACGCGUUUGUGUGCGAUUUCGCGUUCGAUCCCUGCGGCUACUCGAUGAACGGAGUCGACGGAGAUCGUUACUCGACGAUCCACGUCACGCCGGAAGACGGUUUUAGCUACGCGAGCUUCGAGUGCGGGUUGUCUCUACACGACGACGGUCGUGGAGAUAUCGCGGAGGUGUUGAGUCGCGCCAUCGAUGUUUUCAGGCCGAGCUGCGUCUCCAUCGCCACCACUUACGGCGGGGAGGAUUACGACCGCGAGGUGACGAAGCGGGUGGAGCGUGUGUUGGCGAAGAAGCUCGGUCUUAAGUGUCGGAGCAGGCUUAUGGAUGAGUUUCCAGGAUCGGGCACGGUUGUUUUUCAGUCGUUCACUCCUCGCCGGAGAUAGUUUUCGCCGGAAGAAAACAGAAAAGUUUUUUUUCAAAAAAAGGAACAGAAAAGGGUUUUAGGUUUUAAUUGGUUGAGAGGAGAAAGAAAAGGAAGGUGGUGACGUGGAGGGAAACGAUUGGUUGACUUGGGUAAGGAAUGAUAAAUAAGUGGGAACAUAGAUGAUCAUGCACCCUUACUUUACACUUGUGGAAAUGUCACGCCUAAGCAUUUUUGAGGUUCAGUGUUUGUAGAUUUUUAGUGGGCGAGAGAGGGUAAAAACGUUUGUUUCUUUGUUUCUUUUCUUUUGUUAUGUUUGUUUUUAUUUUAAAUAUCUUUUAUCAGACAUUUGCUA